AUGGACGACCGCUCAAGGAAUCGAAGAAAGGUUUUCGCAUUUGUUGUCGAGGCUGGAAUCAAAUUAGAAGCGAAAAAUUCAACGAUAUGUACUGCUGCAGUUUUAACAUAUAGGACACUAAGGAAGAGUGGUGCUUCUGAACUGUGUCCUUACACGAUUGCUUCAGCAUGUCUUCUGUUGGCAGCUAAAAUAGAAGAAGAUGAGAUGGUAAAAACAAGAGAUGUUGUGAAUGUUGCUUACAGCAUACUACAUCCCUGUGCACCGAUCCUACAAAUCGAUGACGAGUCGUGGGCAUUACGAACGAGUCUUUCACGAAUGGAAUAUAUUGUGCUACGAUUAUUAAAAUUUCGUUUAGCUGUGGAAAAUCCUCAUAAGUAUUUGCUUCAUUAUAUCUCCUCACUGAUGCAUUGGUGCCCGCACGAAUUUACAAGAUUUCACAUUGGUGCUAUAUCAUUUAUUAUAUUGCGUGAUGCACAUGUGGAUCCAUACUGGGUGCUGUCACAUAGUCCGCAAACCAUUGCCAUUGUUUGUCUUGCAGUUGCACUUCGUAUUGCCAAGGUUUCCAUUGGUGUUCGAUGGUAUUCCAUCUUCUACUCUUCAAUGACAAAAUCGAAAUUACGACGUCUGGAAGAUGAGCUGGUGACAUUGGUAUUGAAACGAUAA
This is a messenger RNA of Brugia pahangi, 663 nucleotides long. NCBI's taxonomy places the organism in Eukaryota, Metazoa, Nematoda, Chromadorea, Rhabditida, Onchocercidae. The record is from the annotation of a GenBank genome assembly.